Striga hermonthica is the source of this 507-nucleotide messenger RNA. The record is from the annotation of a GenBank genome assembly. Lineage: Eukaryota; Viridiplantae; Streptophyta; Magnoliopsida; Lamiales; Orobanchaceae.
AUGAUGAACUUGAUUUGCAGAAGCUCUCUUACAUCAAAAUUCAGCAAACUAUGGGCCACACUCGAAGGCGGGCCCGACAAUCUCGGGUCGACAUUUUUCGAGCCAACAUCCGUACCCGAUGGCUUCCAUUUGCUCGGCUGCUACAGCCAGCCCAACAGCAAGCCGCUCUCCGGUUGGGUUCUUGUCGGAAAAGACACGACCAACGACCCCUCGGGCGGCUCUCUGAAGCCACCAAUCGACUACAUUCUCAUCUGGACAAGUGAAAAUCUGAAAAUAAAGCAAGAAAGAAGCAGAUACAUUUGGCUCCCAACUCCUCCGGAUGGAUACAAGGCAGUCGGGCUCGUCAUCACGGACUCGCCCGAAAAGCCCGCCCUCGAAAAGCUGCGUUGCGUCCGGUCAGAUUUCACGGACCUCAACGAGAAGGAGACGUGGGUGUGGGGCCCGGGAAAGGACGAGCCGACUCGAGCGAGAUUAAUGUCUACAGCUCGAGACCAAGGAACAGGGUAA